GUUAAAGGGGUAGGAGUUAUACAUAUGUAUACACCAAAACCUGCAUGGUGGCCUACCUCAGGCGCGUAGGGUGAUCUCCAAGCAUCAUCUCCUUUAUGAAUGAUUGUGAGGGAAACUUAAAGUGCACGUAAUUCUACAUAUAUGAAUGUUUGCAUGAACACCCUGUAUGAAAGUGUUUUACAGUUUACAGAUUACUGUAUAUUAGAAGGAUUGAUAUAUUACUCGUUUCUAAUAUCAGUUACUAUUAUUAAUAGAUUUGAUGAUCAUUUUAUUGUGAUCACGUUCGUUUAAAAAUCAAAAGUUGAUUCUAUGCAUUAAAAAGGGGCAUGAAGAUAAUUGAUAGCUGCUUUUAGAAAGGCAAAGUGCUUAGCGCUAUUUUGUUACGAUUUCAUGAAAUACAUAAUCGUAAGUAAAUGACUCAGCGUGAUAUGUUUGAUAACUUUGUAUUAUCAGGAAGAAUUAAUUACAUGAAACUGCAUUUUUUUAGACAAAAUUGGCAAACGUUUUCUAAUAAUUAAUAUACACCCGUGUUUGUACAAAAUGACACCAUGGUAUUUAGGUCAACCAGCUCGAUAGCAUGCGGUUAAUCUCGAUAUUGAAUUUUCCUGAACAUUUCAUUAGGAAGAAAAAUGCCAUGACUGACGUACGAGGCACCAAAAACCUAAAAAACUAUUCGGUAGUAACAUUUGAAAGAAAAGUAUCCAUAGUAUUUUAUAAAUUUAAGAAACCUGAAGGUGAAUUUAUACAUUUUACGUAUGAACACUCAUGUGUUUGAAUAUACAUAAAUUUUAAAAAACGUUUUGAUUAUCUGGAAACUUAUUUGAUAGACCAGAUAAUUGAAAUAAUGUUUUUUAAUUGUAGUUGGUUUUGGGUUCUUAUUUAUCAUUCUCAGUAAACUUAUGCGCGAAAUAAAAUAUAUUCAAACAACAUCUUGUAUUUUUUCAUUAUUUACGCAUUUGUUAAUUUAAAAUGUUUGACAUUUGUACAAUAUAGAAAAAAGAAUAUGGUGCACGUUAUAAAUAUGUUAACAUCAUCUACAUUUUGUAAAAUGUAAAAAUACAAAUAUAUCUUGUGCUUUCAAUAAACGGGUACAUAAACAAGGCUGUGCUGGUAUUAUAGAACAUUGCUAAAAUAAGAAGCUAAUUGAUUCAAGAUCAAUUACACACAAAAAUAUACUUCUAAAAAAAAGAAUUAUGCUAUGCUGAAUAUUUUAUUAUAUUUAUUUUGUUGAUGCAACAUCAAAAUUUGUCUAAUUACCAAUAAAAAGUAUAUAAUCGUAUUUUUAUAUCUUCUUAUGAAUCAUUUGUUCAAAAAUUUUAAGGUGAUGCGAGUGUGGAGGUCGAACUCCAAAUUUCGCGUCGGUAAAACAGCUCAUGUUUGGAAACUGAUUCAAGCGCCACCUCAGUUAUUGCAUCCAACAAACGGCAUGCUAUACAGCGUUCACAUAAUAAAUACCAAAGAAAACACUGAAUAAUGUACUUUUUUGGUUCCAUACAAUACCCAUUUUGUUUUAAGCUUUAAUUAUUUGUAAUGAACUAAUGAAUAAAGAGAAAUAUUAAUUUGAUAUGUAUCUAAGUAGUUCUCCAUGACGUGUAUGAUGUCACCAAAGGCUUUAUUAUGAAGCCUUCAUCUGGCAACGAUGCCUCGUUUUGAUAAUAAACCUCUUCCGAUGGAGGAAAACCAAAAAUCUCGUGUUAUUCUUGAAGAAUACGGUAUACCUAAUGCUUCUGAAUAUACCAAUUAUCAGUCACAAGACUGGAAUUUACAUAAUUUUAAAAAGGAAUUUAAGAUACAAGUUGUCAGAGAAUCUGAAGAUGAAAGAGAGUUAGAGUUUGAUUUAAUUGGUUAUCCUGUUGGUUUAGCUAAUGCUUUCCGUAGGGUUCUUUUAAGUGAGGUACCAAGCAUGGCUAUAGAAAAAGUUUAUAUUGUAAAUAAUACAAGUUUAAUUCAGGAUGAAGUUCUUGCCCAUAGAUUGGGUCUGAUACCACUUCAAGCUGAUCCAAGGUUAUUUGAGUAUCCUUCAUCUACUGCUAAGGAUGAAGAUGAAGUUAGUGAUCAAGAUACACUAAGAUAUGAACUUAAAGUAACUUGCACUUGGAAUACCCAAGCUCCCAAAGAUGCUCGAAGGACAACUGAUAUGUACAAAAACAGUAAUGUGUAUAGCAAAAAUAUUAAAUGGGUUCCAAUUGGACGCCAAGCAGAACUGUAUCCACGAGGAGGAGAGCAAUUAGGGGUUUUAGAAAAUGAUAUUUUAAUAUGUAAAAUGCGACCAGGUCAAGAAAUCCAUGCUUUUAUGCACGCAAUUAAAGGAAUUGGGAAAGAUCAUGCUAAAUUUUCUCCUGUAGCUACAGCAUCAUAUAGAUUACUACCAGAUAUACAAUUAAUAAAGCCAGUUAGAGGAGAAAUGGCGGAUCGUUUAAAAAAUUGCUUCAGUAUUGGUGUUAUAGAAGUAAUUGAACAAAAACCAGGUGAUCCAGAGUCUCGUGAAGCGAGAGUGAAAAACCCUCGUUAUGAUAGUUGUUCUAGAAACGUAUUUCAACACGAAGAUCUUAAAGGAUGUGUACGAUUAAGUAGAGUACGAAAUCAUAUUAUAUUUACUGUUGAAUCUGUAGGAACAUUACCUCCAGCCAUAUUAUUUACAGAAGGAGUUAAAAUUCUUAAAGGAAAAUGUAAAACAUUUUUAGAAGAACUUGAAAAUAUUGGAAAAUAAAUAUACAUACUUUUUUACUAA
This is a messenger RNA of Osmia lignaria (orchard mason bee), 2731 nucleotides long. RefSeq names its product RNA polymerase I and III subunit C (gene Polr1C). Lineage: Eukaryota; Metazoa; Arthropoda; Insecta; Hymenoptera; Megachilidae. Gene Ontology annotation, molecular function: protein dimerization activity; DNA binding. The record is from RefSeq and is a predicted model, not a curated record. Gene Ontology annotation, cellular component: RNA polymerase I complex; RNA polymerase III complex. Gene Ontology annotation, biological process: DNA-templated transcription.